This is a messenger RNA of Symbiodinium sp. CCMP2456, 989 nucleotides long. The record is from the annotation of a GenBank genome assembly. Lineage: Eukaryota; Dinophyceae; Suessiales; Symbiodiniaceae.
AUGUGGAAAGCCGUAGCUUUGAUCACCCUCGCGGCCUUCGCGGCCGCCAAAGAAGAGGACAAGAAGAUCGAUGGCCCAGUGAUCGGAAUCGACUUAGGCACCACGUAUUCGUGCGUGGGCAUCUACAAGAAUGGACGAGUAGAGAUUAUUCCUAACGAUCAAGGCAAUCGUAUCACGCCCUCUUACGUGGCCUUCACCGACGACGAGCGUCUGAUCGGAGAGGCGGCGAAGAAUCAGGCCACCAUCAAUCCUACGCAGACCCUCUUCGAUGUGAAGCGCCUCAUCGGCCGCCGCUUUAAGGACUCCACGGUGCAGAAGGACAUUAAGCUCCUUCCAUACAAGAUCGUGGACAAGAGCACCAAGCCCAUGAUCGCUGUGAAAGUGAAGGGUGAGGAGAAGGUCAUGGCUCCAGAAGAGGUGUCCUCCAUGGUGCUCACCAAGAUGAAGGAGACUGCCGAGAACUACUUGGGCAAGGAGGUCAAGCAUGCCGUCGUGACGGUGCCCGCCUAUUUCAACGAUGCACAGCGACAGUCCACGAAGGAUGCAGGCACAAUUGCUGGCCUCAAUGUCCUCCGUAUCAUCAACGAGCCCACGGCCGCAGCCAUCGCAUACGGCCUGGACAAGAAGACCGAGAAGAACAUCCUUGUGUACGAUCUUGGCGGUGGAACCUUCGAUGUCUCCCUCCUCACCAUUGACAACGGCGUGUUUGAGGUGGUGGCCACCAACGGCGACACCCACUUGGGUGGAGAGGACUUCGACCAGCGUGUGAUGCAGCACUUCAUGAAGAUCUUCGAGAAGAAGCAUGGCAAGGACAUGACCAAGGACAAGCGUUCUAUCCAGAAGCUGCGCAGGGAGGUGGAGAAGACCAAGCGAGCCCUUAGCUCCACUCACCAGGCGCGCCUGGAGAUUGAGGCCCUCUACGAUGGUGUCGACUUCUCUGAGACCCUGACCCGCGCUCGCUUCGAGGAGCUGAACGCCGACCUCUUCAA